CUGUACAUAACAACUCCAAACUACAUACAUUUUCUCCAAAUUGAAAUUAGGGUUUGCAAAAAUGGCUGGAAAAUCCGAUGCAGAAGUGAAGAAAGGCGGUAGAGGAAAACCGAAGGCUUCAAAGUCUGUUUCAAGAUCGUCUAAAGCCGGCCUUCAGUUCCCCGUCGGUAGAAUCGCUAGAUUCCUCAAGGCUGGACGGUAUGCCCAACGUGUCGGUGCCGGAGCUCCGGUGUACCUGGCGGCCGUUCUCGAGUAUCUGGCGGCUGAGGUGUUGGAGUUGGCUGGAAAUGCAGCGAGGGACAACAAGAAGAGCAGAGUAGGUCCAAGGCACAUACAAUUAGCGGUGAGGAACGAUGAAGAAUUGAGUAAACUGUUGAAAUCUGUGACUAUUGCUAAUGGUGGUGUUCUGCCCAACAUUCAUUCCACUUUGCUUCCCAAGAAAGCAGGCAAGGAUAAGGGGGAUAUCGGCUCUGCUUCUCAAGAGUUUUAAGUUUAAUAUCGUUUCAUGUAUGAUACAGAACAGUGUUUGGCUUUUGGAAUACAGUCUCGCUUUUGUUUGCCUCAACAUCUAACUAAAGGUGUUACGUGUUUAAACCAAUAACUAAAGAUCGUUUAGAUCCA
Messenger RNA from Helianthus annuus (common sunflower), 621 nucleotides. RefSeq names its product histone H2AX-like. Gene Ontology annotation, cellular component: nucleosome. Gene Ontology annotation, molecular function: structural constituent of chromatin; DNA binding; protein heterodimerization activity. The transcript has a single exon. Lineage: Eukaryota; Viridiplantae; Streptophyta; Magnoliopsida; Asterales; Asteraceae. The record is from RefSeq and is a predicted model, not a curated record. Bases 62 to 490 code for a protein of 142 amino acids.